UAUAAGGUGCUGAGUAAAGGUAUUGAGCUGGCCACAUACUGCGGAAACGAGAUGGUCAUGGAAGACAGGACCCCCCGUGAAGUACACCUGACGACAUCCAAUAACAACAUGCUAGUCAAGUUCCACUCAGACUUCUCGAACGACGAGCCGUUUCAGGGAUUCCUGGCGCACUAUCGGGCAGAAGUGUCUUGCAGAGAUCUUCUCUACACUCACGAAUCGGACGAAUUCCAGACACCAGACUACCCACUGGAGUAUCCGAAAAAUGCUGACUGUAGUUGGGUGGUUCACGUGGAGAUUGGGUUCGUCAUCAACCUCGUCUUCCAAGCUUUCGCUGUGGAAUCGCACCCGCAAGCACAAUGUCCAUACGAUUAUGUCAAGGUUCACUAUGAUGGCUAUGACCUUGGCCCAUUCUGCGGAGAGACGGAAGCUGAUCGGCCGCCCAACAUAGUGACCACAGGUCAUCGGGUCAAUGUGACAUUUCACUCAGAUUACUCGGAGCAAAGGACAGGUUUCCACGCGAGAUACUACGUCACUGCCCGGCCCUGCCCUCCACUCACUGCCCCGACAUAUGGCUCAAUGGUCGGUAGUAAUUUCACCUUUAAGCACUCAGUAUCCUUCAGUUGUAAGGGAGGCUACUUUCUGCAAGGAUCAUCUUCGAGAACUUGCCAAGGCGACGGCACCUGGUCUGGCACCCAGCCUUUCUGCCAGAUCGUGACAUGUGACAGCCCGUCCCCACUCGGCAACGGCAGAAUCCUGUUUUACUCUGGAAGCAACUACAGCUAUACUAACUCCAUUGGCUACGAAUGCGACCGCUUCUAUGAGCUGAAAGGCAUGAGCUUCAGAGAAUGCCAGGCCAACGCCACUUGGUCCUUCACCAAACCGGUUUGCAUUCCAGUUUGCGGUGAGAGCACCUACGCGCCCAGAGACCGCAGAUCGGAGCAGCGCAUUGUGGGAGGGAGAGAGGCUGUGAGAGGCUCGUGGCCUUGGCAGGUACUUGUCAAGGUGUACGCUCCGAGUCACGACAUCCUGGGCGAGCAGUCCUUCUGCGGCGGUUCACUGCUCAACGAGGAAUGGGUGCUUACGGCUGCCCACUGCGUGACUGGAGGAAACGAGGACCGGCCGCGCUUUUUCGGGCAGCGCGUGCCGACAGACGCCUUGGAGAUAUACUUGGGUAUCCACGACCGUUGGCAAAACACACAGGACACUGUAUACACCACUGUGCUUGAAAUCUUCAAACAUCCUGACUACGACCCCUCUACCUGGGACUCGGACCUGGCAUUGCUGCAUCUUAAUAUGUCAGUCCAGUUAUCCAACUACAUCCGCCCGAUCUGUCUCCCCGAGCAGAACAAACGACCGGGCCGCGACGACGAUUCUAGGGUGCGCAUCAGGAACGUAGCCGAGGGGGUGGACGAAGGCGUCGUCAUCGGUUGGGGCAAGCAGAGCCGUGGCGGGUCGACUUCAGACGUGCUGCGCGAAGUGUACGUUGGGAUUGAGGUGUCCAGGGACGAAUGCAACGAAGCAAUGGAUUACAAGCAAGUUACACGUAACAUGGUGUGUGCUGGAUCACGCGAAGGUGGGCAGGACUCAUGUGGAGGAGACAGUGGCGGGCCGCUGAUGUUGCAAGAAGCUACCACCGGCCGGUACUUCCCGUACGGCAUCGUGUCCUGGGGCGAAGGUUGCGGGGCCGUAGGAAAGUACGGUGUCUACACACGGAUAGAGAACUUCGUGGAUUGGAUCCUAUCGAUCAUCGAGAUAGAGCGUUAAGGCCCAGCAAGGGGAACGAAUCCGCCGUGAGAUUGCAGAAAAUGUCUCGACAAGUCAGCUUGAAUUAUAAUCUGUUUUGCCGUACCAAGAUCAACGCCAAGUAUUGAAAUUAUAUCUUUAUGACCAAUACAAAUUCCUGCUAAACUACCUUCAACGACGGUUUCAGGCUUUUGUUUCUUGUGUAUUCACCAUGCUCAGUUAUGCCACGUGGCCAAUGAAUACUUUCUCUGAGCAGUAUGGCGAAUGCGUAUGAGGACCCCAUUGGCACAUGUACUGUUGUGACUUUAUUCCAUGACAUUAUGCAUAGCGAGGUCAAAACAGAAAUGACCCAUGUGCACUGUAACAGUUAAACGCUCUAAAAAAAUCCCAGCGGUGCAAGCCCCUUUACGGCAACCACAGAUAUCUGCGAGAAUAUGCAUUCAAAUGCACAGGAAAAACAGUCUUUGAAACAAACAAACAGCAGCAAUACUACUUAAUGAACACCCGUAGAACGAGGGAAAGCUACACUGACGAAAUUAAUUUAUGUAUCCUGGAAACUGUUUUUGUAGUCGGUUUAUUCUUGCUUCAUUGGCCUGUUUGGCAAUUAUUCUUGUUUGCUAUUUAACAGGAGCAACUAAUUUACGGGAAAAAAGCAGCUUGGAAUUGAAGAAGAUUUUUCAAACUAAAAAUUCAGCCUUCUGGUGCCCCUUCUAAUCUCCUCUUUGUUUGCUGUAUAUGUAUAUUCCAUUCCCAAAUAAUUCAAAGUUGAUCCUGGUACUCAAUUUCGUUUUAACCUCUAUGAAAUAGCAUGUGGCAAAAGUUAGUCAAAUACUACACCUAAUAAUUACACCUGGUAAUGAAGCCUACAUUCAUAAGCAUGCAAUUUGUUUAAUUUUUGAACCAUGGGAAUUGUGUUUUAAAACUUGCUUCUAGCCUACACUUCCAGAAUAGCAUUACUAUUGUUUUCUGCAACAGAGAACGCCCAUUCAACACGGACACUUUGCACUCUGUUUUUGAAACCUUAAACUAUGAAUUUACAUUGGCAUUUGUGACUGCGUUAUUGGGAUUUGGGAAACAACACUUUGCAUUACUCCACUCAUAAGUCUGCUUGUAUGGAUGCAAGGGUACAAUAACGCUAAUAUUCAGCAUUUAUCGGGUAAAUAAAGGAAAAGCAAUAGAACAUUUA
Messenger RNA from Acanthaster planci (crown-of-thorns starfish), 2929 nucleotides. Its product is annotated as mannan-binding lectin serine protease 1-like. Gene Ontology annotation, molecular function: calcium ion binding; serine-type endopeptidase activity. Lineage: Eukaryota; Metazoa; Echinodermata; Asteroidea; Valvatida; Acanthasteridae. The record is from RefSeq and is a predicted model, not a curated record. Gene Ontology annotation, cellular component: extracellular region. Gene Ontology annotation, biological process: complement activation; proteolysis.